Saxophila tyrrhenica is the source of this 1422-nucleotide messenger RNA. It is a transcript of the gene PCL7, whose product is annotated as cyclin-like protein interacting with PHO85. Gene Ontology annotation, cellular component: cyclin-dependent protein kinase holoenzyme complex; nucleus. Gene Ontology annotation, biological process: regulation of cyclin-dependent protein serine/threonine kinase activity. Gene Ontology annotation, molecular function: cyclin-dependent protein serine/threonine kinase regulator activity; protein kinase binding. The record is from RefSeq and is a predicted model, not a curated record. Bases 1 to 1422 code for a protein of 473 amino acids. NCBI's taxonomy places the organism in Eukaryota, Fungi, Ascomycota, Dothideomycetes, Mycosphaerellales, Extremaceae. The transcript has 2 exons.
AUGUCGGUUGUACUCGAUGCGGUGAACAACUUCUUUGGGCCCAGUCACUCCCAGUUCGCCUAUCACGAAGCGCCACGAGCGCACGACACCGAACCUCCUCCGAAGAAACGUAGCCGGACGCCAACGAGGUCGGACACACCUAUGUCCGCCUCCCGGCAGCGAGCAUCGAGCUCAUCGACCUCGCGCACAGCACAAGAGCAGAAUGUGCCCUCCCAGCAGACAUCGCGGACACCCGCGCAAACAUCAGAACAGAGCGCAACGGAAGCGCCUGAGCCACCUUUAGCGCCAGUAUCUGCCCCGCCCUCAGAGGCGUUGCAGCCGGCUGCAGAAGGACAGCACACCCCAACAGCACAAACAGCAGAUGCACGACAAGGUCGGCCUGCUAAGAUCAAAGUGCGCGAUUUGGAGCACAUCCAGAGCUUCGCGACGCAAGACAUGGGCGCAUUCUCUGAGAUAAGCAGCCGCAGCCAGUCAAGAUCGCGGGGGCAGCAGGACGAAGCGCCACAAUACGAGAUCAGUGACAUGAAGGUCGAGCACAUCAUAGAGAUGGUCGCUGGACUUCUGACGAAGAUCACGACUACGAACGACCAGCAGCAUGAGCAUUUGCAUCGCCAACCGCCUGCGAUGGACGGCGCAGCACACCUGAACCCAACGACGAACAGCGUCCUUGCAUUCCACGGGAAGAACGUGCCUAGCAUCACCAUCCUGAGCUAUCUGAGCCGCAUCCACAAGUACUGCCCCACUAGUUACGAGGUAUUUCUGAGUUUGUUGGUGUACUUUGAUCGCAUGACGGAAAGGGUCAAUGCUGGGCCGAUGCAGUCUUUGCGGCAGGCAAACGAGGCAGCAUUGGAGCAAGAUCGAAGCGCAGGCGGAUCGAGCGAGUCAUUGACGGACCAGAUGGAGGGAGUAACAGCUACUACACCCCAGGGUACCCAGACAGCGACACCGCCGGCUUCUGGCGGAUUGGAGAAGGGACAGCACGAUGGACGGCCAGGGACACCUCACAGCAGGUCAUACCAGCCAGACUCGCCUUCGAUACCACAAGAGCCGACAGCAGACCCAUACAACCUCUCGCACUUCUUCGUGGUGGACAGCUUCAACAUCCACCGGCUGGUCAUAGCCGGGGUGACGUGCGCCAGCAAAUUCUUCUCCGACAUCUUCUACACGAAUUCUCGAUAUGCGAAGGUCGGCGGCCUCCCCCUCCCCGAACUCAACCACCUCGAGCUCCAAUUCCUGCUCCUCAACGACUUCCGCCUCUCCAUCCCUGUCGAGGAAAUCGAAGCCUACGGCACUAUGCUCGUCGAGUUCUACGCCCGCGAAGUCGUGGCGCAGCAGCGCGCAGCGCAGGCGCAGGCCAUGCAGGCGCGUUCGCUGAGUGAGAGUUCUUCGGAUAGCACGUCGACUGUUCGCGCGGUUGCGUGA